Molecule: messenger RNA, 1735 nt
Organism: Bolinopsis microptera
Lineage: Eukaryota; Metazoa; Ctenophora; Tentaculata; Lobata; Bolinopsidae
Product: G patch domain-containing protein 3-like
Exons: 8
Coding region: 55-1383 (442 amino acids)
Biological process (GO): negative regulation of type I interferon production; positive regulation of DNA-templated transcription; negative regulation of RIG-I signaling pathway
Molecular function (GO): nucleic acid binding
Source: RefSeq, a predicted model, not a curated record
GGCAUUCUAGAAUGAUGUAAAGUGGGACGAACUUUCAAUCGGAGACGAUGUAGCAUGUCCUACUUUGUUGUGAGCAACAUACCAAAGUGUUAUAGAUCGGCUGACUUGAGGAAACAUUUCAAAACUUUCACAGAAAGGGGGCAUUUCUCCUGUUUUCAUUUCAAGCACAGGCCUGAAGAAAGACCAGUUGCUGAACAACCAAAAGCAGGAUCAUCAGAAACACCACAACCACAGACAUUUUGCUGCGUGGUCAGACUAGAAGAAUCUUUGAGCGACGAGUUUUCUAAAACAUUUCACCACAAAAGAUGGUCCAGUGAACUGAACAGUGAUGGUGCAGAAUCAAAUAUUGGUGUCGCAGUCAUCAUCAGAACUAAAAUAAAUGAUGCGCUGAAAAAGUUGCCAGAGUUAAACCCUCCGAAAGUGAUGCCAGCUGGAAACGUAGGAACGACCACUAAAUUAUUUCUGUCCCUCGUUAACAAAUGCCUGUUACCCCCAGCUAUUAUCAAGAAGCUUCAAUUGGAAUUUCCUCGAACAGUUAAAAGACGGCAGUACAGCGCAGUUGCCCCAUCUGACCUCUACCAGAACCGCCGAUCAAAUAUGAAAAAAUUGAAAAAGUUUAAAAGCUUAAAAACACCCAAUAAACCAUCAGACUCCUCGAAUUGCCCAAGUACAUCGAGUAGCGGGGAAAGCUUGAGUGGUAACAGCGGUAAAAGCUCGUUUUGGAGUGAGAAUGAGAGAGUUGAAGAUCACGACGGAGCUGAGGACUGGGAACGGCACGAGUCCUUCAACAAUGACGUUGGAACUCAGGAUCGUACGAAAGAGCGAAUGUACGAGGAGGAUAUGGAGAUAGUGUGGGACAAGGGUUCCAGUGGCUUAGUGUUCUACACUGAUAGCAACUACUGGGCCGACUUGGAGGGAAAAGACACGGACGGGUUAUGGGCAGAUGAGUGGGAUGUUGAUAUGGGGGUAUAUGAGGGACACCGAGGUGACAAGGAUGCCAGGGACUCCCAGGAUAUGAGGAAUGCAGAUCAGUUUAGGAAACAUGGAGAUGUGGAAGAGAAGAUAGGUGACUUUGAGAAACACACUAAGGGUUUCGGGGGUAGGUUGAUGAGACAGCAAGGCUGGACAGCAGGUCAGGGACUAGGAAAGUCGUCAAAGGGCAUGUCAGAACCAAUGUCCACUGAAGGAGCUCAAAACUCUAAAGAUAAAACUGGUCUUGGGUAUCGUGGAGAAAGCAUUUGUGACGCUAUCCGGAGGAACAAUCCCAAACCACGGGGACCGCCACUGAUUGGUUCAAAGUUUGAUGACGUCAUCAGUCACAAGGGUUCAGCAGCUCGAACUGAGGAUCCAACCGCGAUGAAGUAUCGUAGGACCAAGCAAUAAUAGGGGAGGAAAUAUAGUGUGUUACUUGAAGUGUGUUUUAACUAUUGCUUGGGUUGAUUAUGUUUAAUAUCUAUCGUGUCUGAAUACGAUUUAUGACAAAUAAAGGGGUGUGUUGAACACACUGUCUUAUAACUUAUUCAUUGUUCAGUGCUUACAUCUUACAACAGCUACCAUAACUUAGAUCAUGUCUGAAUUGUCAUCUGAACUAAACUUUUAACUUUAACUUAUUUUAACUGAAACCAGUCAGCACAGUAAAAUAACUUUUAAAAUAUCACCAUUUCUAAAAUUUAUCUCUGACUUUGUUACAACCAUAACUUAUAAUAUAAAACCACAAAAUUAUAAGUAACUAGAU